Coregonus sp. 'balchen' is the source of this 9294-nucleotide messenger RNA. NCBI's taxonomy places the organism in Eukaryota, Metazoa, Chordata, Actinopteri, Salmoniformes, Salmonidae. The record is from the annotation of a GenBank genome assembly.
AUGCGUGAGUUGAUCUUACCUAUCCCAGUGCGGAAAGAGAGGGAGCGUCAGAACAGUCUCCCGUCUCCCUCCCCGCCAUUGCCAUUACUUAUCACCUCCUACUCCAUCCAGACUUCUAAGAAGUUUCCCUUUUUCCACUUCAAAAAAUGUAGAUAUGAAGCGGAAAAUGCCUUCUUCUGCAACCUGAAGCUGGAGGACUUCAACAUAAUUGACACGUUGGGGGUCGGAGGCUUCGGACGUGUGGAGCUGGUAGGAUGUUUAAAUAAAGUAUGUACUGUAUGUCUGUGUGCACUAUAUGUCUAUAAUGUCUUUCUCUCUCUCUCCCUUUUUCUCUUUGUACACUGUUACACUCCCAAUCCCAAUGUCUUGUCAUACUGUAUCAACUGGAUAGGUUGCUCAUGGAUGAUAAUGUGACUUUUUCCAUGGUGGUAAAAUUGCUAGGAGGUCCUCAAGAGUGUAACACGAUUACUGUAGUCGAGUGAUUUCAUUCCUUGUUGAAUCAUCGAAUACCUUAUUUUUGAAGCUCUACGUUUCCAGACAGUUCUUGAGACUCAUGUCCUAUUUCAUUAUAAACCAUUGGCAGGGAAUAAAGAGCAAAGAGAAGUUGAACUUAAUUGAGUGAUAUAGGAUAGGAAGGAUCAGUGGUCUUCUUUUCCUGUAAAGGAGCAGUCUAACGUCAGGUAGCAAGAAUGUCUUUGGGCUAUUUGAAGUAACUUUCCACUAUAAGGGCAGAAGAGGUAAUGAAACCCUGCCAUGUGACCCACAGUGUUACAUAGCAUAGGAGUUCUCUGAAACUUUCCAACUUCAGUCUGCUUGAAUGUGUAGUAUAGGCCUAAUAGACUUGAGGUUAACUACACCAAAUGUAGGCCAACACAUUGAUUGAUUUAUAAUUACACACAAAACACACACAUCAUUUAUAUUUUGAAUGAAUAUAUUAAAACCUUUUUGACUCAUUGUACAGGUAACUGCCGAAAUAAAGGAAACACCAACAUAACACAUUGGGCCACCAUGAGCCACCAGAAUAGCUUCAAUGUGCUUUGGCAUAGAUUCUAUAAGUGUCUGGAACUCUAUUGGAGGGAUGCGACACCAUUCUUCCACGAUAAAUUCCAUCAUUUGGUGUUUUGUUGAUGGUGGUGGAAAACCCUGUCUCAGGCGCCGCUCCAGAAUCUCCUAUAAGUGUUCAACUGGGUUGAGAUCUGAAACCCCUCUUCAAAGUCACUGAGAUCUCUUCUUCUAGCCAUAGUAGCCUAAAUAAUGGGCAACUGGGCAUUUUUAUACAUGACUCUAAGCAUGAUGGGAUGUUAAUUGCUUAACUCAGGAACCACAUCUGUGUGGAAGCACCUGCUUUCAAUAUAAUUUGUAUCCCUCAUUUACUCAAGUGUUUCCCUUUAUUUUGGCAGCUACCUGUAUAUUGCAAUGCACAAUUGUAAUUUUGUCAUUAAAAAUGAAUAUACACUUAAACAACUGACACAUUAUAGACACGAACAGAUAGAGAAAAGCAAGUGAGGGUUGAUCAAGUGAGUGCUAGAAUGGAGCAAUGCAGACCAGUGGGGUCUCAGAGUUGCAACAAAGGAAAAGCCCAGCAUCUUGGCCUAAAGAGGAAUCCCCUGCCCUGUCCUAUUUUUGGCACUGCGCCUCCAGUCAUCAUGUUCACUGUAGUGCAAUCCAUUGCUAGACAGCCCGGGGAUUGAAUGACCCCGGACAUGUAGGUGCUCCCUGAGAUAGGCAAUGGGAAGAAUGUCUACUCCCAGUCAAACUAUUUUCAGGUCCUCUGGAGUCACGAAUAGACCCAUGACUCAUCUGCUAUUACUGGGUCCCAGAAACAGUGUUAAAAAUGGCUCAACUAAGACUUGAUCUUCACAGCCAGGACAUGUUUACAACUAAGAUGUUGUUCAAUUCACUUUUAGUGGUCGUUGACCUUGAGAUGCUCAAUAUCUUGCAUUGUCUGUGUCCUGCAGGUGCAGCUAAAAAGCAAUGAGAUUAAAACUUUUGCAAUGAAGAUACUGAAGAAGAGGCACAUCGUGGACACUCGGCAACAGGAGCACAUCCGCUCCGAGAAGCAAAUCAUGCAGGAGGCCCACUCAGACUUCAUUGUCAGGUAGCUACAUACAAUGCAUUCGGAAAGGAUUCAGACCCCUUGACUUUCUCCACAUUUUGUUACAUUACAGCUUUAUUCUAAAAUGGAUUAAAUUGAUUUCCUCAUCAAGCUACAUGCAAUAACCCAUAAUGACAAAGCAAAAACAGGUUUUUAGACAUUUUUACCAAAAUAAAUAAAAAAUAAAGGAAAUAUCACAUAGGGAGUUUUUUUGGGGAUAAAAAUAAAUAGAAUAGAGCUAAGCACAUACAAAAUCCUAGAGGAAAACCUGUUUCAGUCUGCUUUCCACCAGAUACUGGCAGACAAAUUCACCUUUCAGCAGGACAAUAACCUAAAACACGGUCAAAUAAAUCAAAUCAAAUCAAAUUUUAUUUGUCACAUGCUGAAUUUAACAGGUAUAGACUUUAAUGUGAAAUGCUUACUCACAAGCCCUUUCCCAACAAUGUAGAGUGAAAAAGUAUGAAAAAUAUAUAAAUAUUAGCAAAUAAGAAAAACUAAAGGAAAUAGUAACACAAUAAAAUAACAAUAACAAGGCUAUAUACAAGGAGUACCGGUACCGAGUCAAUGUGCAGGGGUACGAGGUAGUUGAAGUAAUACAGUUGAAGUCGGAAGUUUACAUACACUUAGGUUGGAGUCAUUAAAACUCGUUUUUCAACCACUCCACACAUUUCUUGUUAACAAACUAUAGUUUUGGAAGUCGGUUAGGACAUCUACUUUGUGCAUGACACAAGUAAUUUUUCCAACAAUUGUUUACAGACAGAUUAUUUCACUUAUAAUUCACUGUAUCCCAAUUCAAGUGGGUCAGAAGUUUACAUACAUUAAGUUGACGGCGCCUUUAAACAGCUUGGAAAAUUCCAGAAAAUGAUGUCAUGGCUUUAGAAGCUUCUGAUAGGCUAAUUGACAUAAUUUGAGUCAAUUGGAGGUGUACCUGUGGAUGUAUUUCAAGGCCUACCUUCAAACUCAGUGCCUCUUUGCUUGACAUCAUGAAAUCAGCCAAGACCUCAGAAAAAUAGUUGUAGACCUCCAUCAGUCUGGUUCAUCCUUGGGAGCAAUUUCCAAACGCCUGACGGUACCACGAUCAUCUGUACAAACAAUAGUACGCAAGUAUAAACACCAUGCGACCACGCAGCCGUCAUACCGUUCAGGAAGGAGACGCGUUCUGUCUCCUAGAGAUGAACGUACUUUGGUGCGAUCCCAGAACAACAGCAAAGGACUUUGUGAAGAUGCUUGAGGAAACAGGUACAAAAGUAUUUAUAUCCACAGUAAAACAAGUCAUAUAUUGACAUAACCUGAAAGGCUGCUCAGCAAGGAAGAAGCAACUGCUCCAAAACCGCCAUAAAAAAGCCAGACUACGGUUUGCAACUGCACAUGGGGACAAAGAUCGUACUUUUUGGAGAAAUGUCCUCUGGUCUGAUGAAACAAAAAUAUAACUGUUUUCCCAUAAUGACCAUCAUCAUGUUUGGAGGAAAAAGGGGAUGACUUGCAAGCCGAAGAACACCAUCCCAACCGUGAAGCACGGGGUUGGCAGCAUCAUGCUGUGGGGGUGCUUGCUGCAGGGAGCGACUGGUGCACUUCACAAAAUAGAUGGCAUCAUGAGGAAGGAAAAUUAUGUGGAUAUAUUGAAGCAACAUCUCAAGACAUCAGUCAGGAAGUUAAAGCUUGGUCGCAUAUGGGUCUUCCAAAUGGACAAUGACCCCAAGCAUACUUCCAAAGUUGUGCCAAAAUGGCUUAAGGACAACAAAGUCAAGGUAUUGGAGUGGCCAUCACAAAGCCCUGACCUCGAUCCUAUAGAAAAUGUGUGGGCAGAACUGAAAAAGCGUGUGCGAGCAAGGAGGCCUACAAACCUGACUCAGUUACAUAGGAGGAAUGGGCCAAAAUUCACCCAACUUAUAGUGGGAAGCUUGUGGAAGGCUACCCGAAACGUUUGACCCAAGUUAAACAAUUUAAAGGCAAUGCUACCAAAUACUAAUUGAGGGUAUGUAAACUUCUGACCCACUGGUAUGUGAUGAAAUAAAUAAAAGCUGAAAUAAAUCAUUAUCUUUACUAUUAUUCUGACAUUUCACAUUCUUAAAAUAACGUGGUGAUCCUAACUGACCUAAGACAGGGAAUCUUUACUAGGAUUAAAUGUCAGGAAUUGUGAAAAACUGAGUUUAAAUGUAUUUGGCUAAGGUGUACGUAAACUUCCGACUUCAACUGCAUGUACAUGUAGGUACUGUAGGGGUAAAAGUGACUAGGCAAUCGGGAUAGAUUGUCACGGUCGUCUAGGAGCGAAGGAGACCAAGGCGCAGCGUGUGCAAGAAACAUGACUUUAUUAAUUAAAGUUUCGAACUACAAACAAAAGACGACUCAUGAAGUCCACGGUACACCGACCGAAACGGAACAAAAACCCACAACACCCAAAGGAAAACAUACAGAUAAAUAUGGCUCCCAAUCAGAGAUAACGAGCCGACAGCUGACACUCGUUACCUCCGAUUGGGAGUCACAUGACUACACAAGAACUAACCAAAACCACACACACCCAAAUGAACACACCCUAUUCCCAACCUAACCAAAACAAACCCCAACAACACGAAUACACCCUGGCUCAAAUACAAGUCCCGGAGCCAGAGUGUGACAGUACCCCCCCCUAAAGGCGCGGACUGCGACCGCGCCUCAACUAGGGCUAACCCAGGGAGGGCUGGGUGGGCAUACCUCUUCGGCGGUGGUUCUGGCUCUGGUCGUGGUCCCCACCCCACCAUAGUCACUACCCGCUUCCGUAGCCUCCUCCAACUGACCACCCUCCAACUUAACCCCACCGGAUUAAGGGGCAGCACCGGACUAAGAGGCAGCACCGGACUAAGGGGCAGCACCGGACUAAGGGGCAGCACCAGGAUAAGGGGCAGCACCAGACUAAGGGGCAGCACCGGACUAAGGGGCAGCACCGGACUGAAUGGCAGAUCCUGGCUGGCUGGCUCUGGCGGAUCCUGGCUGGCUGGCGGACCCCGGCUGGACGGCUCUGGCGGAUCCUGGCUGGACGGCUCAUGGCUGGCUGACGGAUCUGGCUGCUCAUGGCUGGCUGACGGAUCUGGCUGCUCAUGGCUGGCUGACGGAUCUGGCUGCUCAUGGCUGGCUGACGGAUCUGGCUGCUCAUGGCAGGCUGACGGAUCUGGCUGCUCAUGGCUGGCUGACGGAUCUGGCUGCUCAUGGCAGGCUGACGGAUCUGGCUGCUCAUGGCUGGCGGAAGGCUCUGGCUGAUCCUGUCUGGCGGACGGCUCUGGCUGAUCCUGUCUGGCGGAAGGCUCUGGCUGAUCCUGUCUGGCGGAAGGCUCUGGCUGAUCCUGUCUGGCGGAAGGCUCUGGCUGAUCCUGUCUGGCGGAAGGCUCUGGCUGAUCCUGUCUGGCGGAAGGCUCUGGCUGCUCCUGUCUGGCGGAAGGCUCUAGCGGCUCCUGUCUGGCGGAAGGCUUUAGCGGCUCCGGUCUGGCGGACGGCUCUGAAGGCUCAUGGCAGACGGGCGGCUUUGCAGGCUCAGUACAGACGGGCAGUUCAUGCAGCGCUUGGCAGACGGACAGUCCAGACGGCGUUGGGCAGACAGGCAGUUCAGGCGCCUUUGGGCAGACGGGCAGUUCAAGCGCCGUUGGGCAGACGGGCAGUUCAGGCGCCGUUGGGCAGACGGGCAGUUCAGGCGCCGUUGGGCAGACGGCAGACUCUGGCCGGCCGAGACGCACUAUAGGCCUGGUGCGUGGUGCCGGAACUGGUGGUCCCGGGCUGAGGACACGCAUCUCAGGGCUAGUGCGGGGAGCAGCAACAGGACGCACAGGACUCUGGGGACACACAGGAGGCUUGGUGCGUGGUGUAGGCACUGGUGGUACUGGGCUGGAGCGGGGAGGUGGCGCCGGAAAUACCGGACCGUGCAGGCUUACUGGCUCCCUUGAGCACUGAGCCUGCCCAACCUUACCUGGUUGUAUGCUCCCCGUCGCCCGACCAGUACGGGAAGGAGGAAUAACCCGCACCGGGCUAUGUAGGCGAACCGGGGACACCAUGCGUAAGGCUGGUGCCAUGUAAGCCGGCCCGAGGAGACGCACUGGUGGCCUGAUGCGUUGGGCCGGCUUCAUGACAUCCGGCUCAACGCUCAAUCUAGCCCGGCCGAUACGUGGAGCUGGAAUGUACCGAACCGGGCUAUGCACGCGUACAGGAGACACCAUGCGCUCUACUGCGUAACACGGUGUCUGCCCGUACUCUCGCUCUCCACGGUAAGUACAGGGAGUAGGCGCAGGUCUCCUACCUGACUUCGCCACACUCCCUUUAAGGCCCCCCCCAAGAAAUUUUUGGCUAGUGCUCACGGGCUUCCAGCCUUGCCUCUGUGCUGCCUCCUCAUAUUGCCUCCUCUCGGCUUUAGCUGCCUCCAGCUCUUCACGAGGGCGGCGAUAUUCUCCCGGUUGUGCCCAAGGACCCCUUCCAUCCAGUAUCUCCUCCCAUGUCCAUGAAUCCUGUGUAGGUGGAUCCUGUUGCCGCUUGACACGCCGCUUGGUCCUAGAUUGGUGGGUUUUUCUGUAGGUCGCUAAUGGACCAAAGCGUGUGCAGAACAUGCUUUAUUAAUGUUUCGUGACAUCAUGAAGUGUGAAACACAAUAAAUGUGAUACGACCGACGCUGUCGUUUACUGUGGGAGUGUCCAAGUGUACCAAACAACCCCACAAACGAAUACAUGGCUAAUACAGUCCCGAGGAGUGUGACAUAGAUAUAUGUUGGUGUGUGGUGUGUGUGUGUGUGUUGGAGUGUCAGUGUAGUAUGUGUGAUGUGUAAGGUAGAGGUCCAGUUGAGUGUGCAUAGAGCCAGUGCAAAAAAUAGCAUCAAUGCAACUUGUCUGGGUAACUAUCUGAUUAACUUUCUUCAGCAGUCUUAUGGCUUGGGGAUAGAACUGUUCAGGAGCCUUUUGGUCCCAGACUUGGCGCUCUGGUAACGCUCGCCGUGCAGUAGCAGAGAGAACAGUCUAUGACUUGGGUGGCUGGAGUCUUUGACAAUUUGUAGGACCUUUCUCUGACACCACCUGGUAUAGAGGUCCUGGAUGGCAGGGAGCUUGGCGGCAGGGAGCUUGGCACCAGUGAUGCACUGGGCCGUACGCACUACCCUCUGUAGCGCCUCUGUAGUUGCCAUACCAAGCGGUGAUACAGCCAUUCAAGAUGAUCUGAGGGCCCAUGCCAAAUCUUUUCAGCCUCAUGUGUUGGUGUGUUUGGACCAUGAUAGGUCCUUAGUGAUGUGGACACAAAGGGAACUUGAAGCUCUCGACCCACUCCACUACAUCCCCGUCGAUGUGAAUGUUAAAUAGAAUAAUGUGUAAAUAUUGUACACUCCAGGGGUGCACAGCUCUUAGAGACUUACCCAGAAAUAAUUACAGCUGUAAUCUCUGCCUAAGGUGAUUCUAACAUGUAUUGACUCAGGGGUUUGAAUACUUAUGUAAAUGAGACAAUGUAUUUCAUUUUCAAUAAAUUUGCUAAAAUUUCUAAAGACAUGUUUUCACUUUGUCAUUAGGGGGUAUUGUGUGUAGAUGGGUGAGAUAAAACUAUUUUUAAAAUUUUUUAUUCAGGCUGUAACACAACAAAUGUGGAAUAAGUCAAGGGGUAUGAAUACUUUCUGAAGGUAUGAAUACUUUUGGAAGGCACUGUAGAUGUAGAGAUGUUAGAUACUAGCUAGAUGUAGAGAUAUCUCAGCCAGGUGUCUUUACUGAUAUCUCUACCAAUAGACUACUUCAUUUACCGUCAAGAAAAGGACGCAAUUUACAGUUGACAUGUUCUUUAUGUGUUAUUCAGGCUAUAUAGGACAUUCAAAGAUGCCAAGUAUCUCUACAUGCUGAUGGAGGCUUGCCUUGGAGGAGAGCUCUGGACCAUACUUAGGGACAGGUAUGGGAAAUGCAUCUCUUAACCAAUUAACUUUCAAAUGACACCAUGUUGCCUUGCUUUCCCCUACCUUCAUCAUUCUAACUUGUAUGACUAUUGUCUUCAACAUUGCAGAGGUUCAUUUGAAGACUCGACCACGCGGUUCUACACAGCCUGUGUGGUGGAGGCCUUUGCUUACCUGCAUUCCAAAGGGAUCAUCUACAGAGAUCUCAAACCAGAGAACCUCAUCCUGGAUCACAGAGGCUAUGCCAAGCUGGUGAGUAGAUAGAGACCUGAGGACACCUUCACACCUGCAGUAUAAUAAUAUGGCUCAAGACCCACAGCACCUGCUGGAAAGGGUGUUCAGUCAACAGAUCUCAUUGGCGCUCCUGUCUUUUCACAGGUGGACUUUGGCUUUGCCAAGAAGAUUGGGUUUGGGAAGAAGACAUGGACUUUCUGCGGGACCCCUGAGUACGUGGCACCUGAGAUCAUCCUGAACAAGGGGCAUGACAUCUCUGCUGACUACUGGUCGUUGGGAAUCCUCAUGUACGAACUCCUGACUGGAAGGUAAGGGAGGAAGUUUGUGGAUUUUGCUGUAGGUUCUUUUAUUGUAUAUCCAAUAGAAUAAGUGACUGGGAUCAGAAGGAAUGCCUGCUCAGUCUCCCAUACCUGUAACACCACACACAUGUAGAUGUAGGGUUAAAGUACCACAUAUGUGUUUUAAAUUAAUGCUCCUGCUUCUUUUUCAGCCCACCAUUCUCAGGGCCAGAUCCAAUGAAGACAUACAAUAUCAUUCUGCGAGGAAUCGACAUGAUUGAAUUUCCAAAGAAGAUCACCAAAAAUUCUGCCAAUUUGAUAAAGAAACUAUGCAGGGACAAUCCUUCGGAAAGACUUGGAAACUUGAAAAAUGGAGUCAAAGAUAUCCAAAAGCACAAGUAAGUAAAUUAAGUACUUUACCCUGCCUGGCUAAUGGCCAUGAUUAUACUUUAGACUGAAAAAAACAACAGCAAAGAUAACUCUGUUUUUUAAUCUAAAAUUUUUUAUCUUUGAAUCUCAGAUGGUUUGAAGGCUUUAACUGGGAAGGGUUGAGGAAAGGAACCCUGACUCCUCCUAUCAUCCCUGAAGUAAGUAAAAAAGAUGCAUAAUUUUAAAGUGAAACCGACACAUCUGAAGAGCAUGCCAAUGUUAGCAUGACUUCCUUUAUUAAACCGUUACAUGCAAUUAAUCCAGCCCCUCCUCUUCUCUAUCAGGUCUCGUCGUCAACUGACACAAGCAACUUUGACAGUUUCCCAGAGGACAACGAUGACCCUCCUCCAGAUGACAUGUCUGGCUGGGAUACAGAUUUUUAA